This is a messenger RNA of Spirodela intermedia, 7291 nucleotides long. The record is from the annotation of a GenBank genome assembly. Lineage: Eukaryota; Viridiplantae; Streptophyta; Magnoliopsida; Alismatales; Araceae.
AUGUCUUCGCCGCUUCGAGGGGCUGAAUGCAAUGGCAGCGGCGGCGGGGGAGGCCUUUUCGCCGCCUCCCACUGCUUUGCGGAGGUUGUUGUGGUGCGCCACGGGGAAACUGCCUGGAACGCUAGCAGAAUUAUUCAGGUUUGCCAUCGAUCUGUCUUUCCUUCUCUUUCCAAUUGUAUCCUUGUUCAUGCAUGUCAGUGUAUUUUUAGAUUAUUCAGCGAUGUUUCUGGGUUUUGCGUAUGUUGUUGCGUUAGCGACUCUUGUAGCAGGAUGCUAGACAAGAGAAAGAAAAAACCUCUGAAAGAGAAUAUUCUUGAUUUGCCUCGAACUCAUCGACAAAAUGGGGUUUUAUGUCUUUUAAACACCUUUCAGAAACUGAUGAAAUCAUGUUUUGUAUGUCUCUGAAACUCCGCUAAAAUUCCCUUCAGUUCCUUUCCAAUCAAAUGGUAAAAAGAAUUACUGAUAAAGAAGUCUUCCAAAAGAUUUCAUAGUCUAGGCACAUCAAUAAUUCCGCUUCUUCAACGACCAAUGACGUUCAACAUCUCGCCUACAUAUCUUUGAUCUGUACAAGAAUCAAUAUUACAUUCCUGCUGCAUAAUCUCACAUUCCUAAAAAAGGAGACCACUUAAAACACGCAUAAUCUUUAUUCCAAAGGGUGAAAUUAUGGACUCAUUCAAAAGUGGCUUUUAUCUAACAUCUAAUUAAGAUCUUUAUGUAAUAAACAAUUGUUAUUUUUAUCCCCGUUUUUAAGAUGCAGGACAUACCUACCUAUGCGAUAAUGUGAUAACUUGGGGGGAGGGAGCUCGAACGUUGCAUUGUUUAGACAUUUCCUUGUUAGAUAAUCUCCCCCUGUGAUCAGUAGUGAAGUUUCUACUGUGAGUACGUUUCUGGACUGAAUAGUCUCUCCUUCCUAAUUAAUUUUAUUGAACCUUAGACUCCAUUGAUGACGGAUCUGUGCCUCUAUUUUCCAUGGAACUCUUAGGUAGCUGGCAAUUCGGAAGUUACAUUUUGGUAAACUAGUACUUGAGGGCAUGUAGACUCUUCAAGAGGGAGAAAAUCAAUUGGAAAACCUCCUUUUUAGAAGUUUAGAUGGCAUUCUGAUCAUCCUUCCUUUUCUUAAUUAUGGACUGGCGCUUAUAUAAUUGCCUAAAAUCACUUUAUGUCACCAAACUUUUUACUGAUAUUUUCCAUAAGUUAUGCAAUGUUAUGCUUUACACUGAUGUCUGAGACUUCAGUACCAAUUCUUUUUCGCAUGUUCAUAUCUACCUAAUGAUUUUGAGUGUUAAGUAGGCUCCCAUUUCAGUUGUCUACACUGUUGGGAAGGUGGAGAAAAAAAAGUGUGCUCUUGUUUGAAGUCAUUGAUGAACUGCUUGUGGUCAUUGGAUUCUAAAACUUCAAAACUCACAGAACCUUGCAUGAGUUAUGUGUUUGAUCAUCUAAUUGCAAGACUGUUUGGCUGCACAACGAGUUUUGAGAAGAGACGAAGGGGAGAAUAACCUAGUAUGCUGAUUGUCAGUCAUUUGGGAUGAUUAUGGUGGAGAGCCUACCCUUUCUUCAAAGUAGGCCUUAACGUUAAAAAGCAUACGAAUGUUGUUAUAUUCCCUUCAAAACUCCAAAGUUGACCAGUAUCUCACUAUAGAUGUGGAUGUAAUUUUAUAGAUUUUUUUUGGAGUUUUACCUUGAGAAUCUUUUAGCACAUUUUGUUUCUAAUUAAUGAUCCAUAAUGUGUUCAUCUUUGGUUUUCUAUUUAUGUGAUACCCGCUCUCCAAUGGCUUGAAAUAAGAAAAAUAAAUAAAAGGGUGAUAACUAACCUCUAAUUGAUUGAAUCAACGAAAUUCCGCAGGUUUCCCAUCAUCACAGAUCGUUUCAACAAGAACUAAUGAUCACCAAUUGCAACCAUUCUAGUCAUCCCUGUUUUAUCUAACUCUCCUUGGUAUGUGUUGGAUCAAGAAUUGUAUCCUUAUGAGUUUACAUUAUGAUGUCCGUCUUCCAUCCCUUUGCCUUAUGCUUGUGUUCUUCGCCACACAGGCAGCCAUAAAACGUUCUCCUCUGCCGAUUAUUGGAAUUUAGCUGGAUUUGUCAUCCCAAUGAAAUAUCAAGGUUUGACUGAAUUUCUAUAUGAUUGACAGGGCCAUCUGGAUGCAGAAUUAAAUGACGUUGGGAAAAACCAAGCAUCUCUGGUGAUCUACAGACCCUUUUAACUUCUUAACUACACUAGAUAUCAGUAUCUUUAUUUGUAGAAAUCUAGGGCGUUUCUCAGGGCCAUGUGUUCACUCAAAGUUGGUGUGAACACAAAUUUCUGUGCGACACCUUAUGUGCAUAUCACGAUCCAAAUUGAUACUCAGGCGUGAUGUGCAUUGAGGGUUUACUAGGCGUCUUUAUGAGGUUGGGCUCUAAUGCUGUUCAUAGUUUAUGCCCUUAAGGUAGGAGAUCGAUUAUCACGGGAGCCAAAAUUUGCGGCAGUAUAUUCAUCUGAUUUGAAGCGAGCUGCUGAAACUGCACAGAUAAUAGCAAGGAUGUGCAAUUUGCCUGAGGUACAGUUAAUAAUCGCAUGCCUUGCAUUCUUCUCACCAAUAAAGUUAUUAUACAACAUUGUGGUAUAAUUUUUGUCUCUUUUCUGCUCUGCAGUGAAGUAAUGCCUCUAUUUCCUAUUUAAAUUUAGUUACUGAGGUAAUCCAAAUUCUGACAUCUUUUAUGUAAAAUAUAAGGGUCUUCUUCCUAAGGUUUUGUUAUCUAGCAGCCAUGAGAUUGAAAAAGUUAUUAGACAAUUUUACACACCAAUGAUUUAGACACUAUUUAUUCAGACUUGUCAAUAUCAUCCUUCCUUACUGCUCUCUUUUGUUUUCUUAUCAUUUAGGACAGUUAAUUGCCUUGAUGAAAAAUAUGAUUAACUUGCUCAAGCAUAAACGAGUUGAAAAGUAAAUUUAAAGAAUCAUUGAACAAUGGUUGUUUAGCCAAAUUUCUUAUAUUGGCUUGUGCAAUAUUUUGGAUGAUGCUUAUGCUACAUUGUUGGAGGGCAAGUUAUGGGUAAACACCUGCAAUAAUUCCUGCGUUGGUUCCUUUAGUAUCUUGAUACCUUGUUUUCUGUCUAAACUUGAAUGCUGGGGGUCAUCUUUAAAAAACCAAGUAUUGUAUAUUUUUAUUAAAUAUAUAUUUUCUUAAGUAUAUUCUUCAUCAUGAAGAGUUGUGCUCAAUAUAAAGACUAGUGAUUUAUCAAAAAAAUAGACAAUCAAGAAUAGAUUGCAACUCAAAUAUGCUUUACAUAGUUGAGCUUAAUAUUCUAUCAUGUUCAAUUUCUUCUCUAAGUCCAUUUUCACAUUAAAGAAUUUGUUAGUGACAAAAUAUGAACAAGAAAUUGGAUGCUUUUGAUUAGUAGCAUGGUGAUAAAUUGAUCAAAGGAUUGCAAUUAUUUUUGCUAGUAAAUUAUAGGCUCUACACUUUUAAGAACAUUAUUUAUGCUCUAAAGUCUGUUUUAAAAGUUAAUGUAAAUGAUAAUGAUAGUUUUUGUAGUGCUUCACAAAAUAAGGAUGGAUUUAAUUUCUAGUUUGCACUUGUGACUUGUCCAUAUAUUCUUUUGUGUUGUAGAGAACAUUAAACUUCACCUGUGUCAUUACUUCUUGCCUCAACCAUAGGGUAGCAGGCCACCACCUUGUUCUCUUUGUCUGCCCUAAAUAACUACGGUUGUGGCUAAAUAAGGCCACCAACUUAUUUAACCUGCUCUAUUGGCUGAUGCUUCUUGGACUGACUUUGUAUUAUCUUGCUAGGGAUUGUUACUAUUGACUUGUUAUGUUCUAUGUGGUAUGCUCACCACAAUUUGGCCAAAUGUUUUGUCAAGGAUCAAGUGGAUGUGACAGCCACUAAACUCAUUUUGUAACAUUUAAUCAACACAGUCUAGAAUUCUUGUAAUAUUUGUUUUGGAACAUUUGCUACCUCUUCAAAGUUGUUUCUUGGGACACUUCUAUGGGCUAUGAUGAUCUACAUGUGGAUGGUAUUAGGGUUUUUUUUCUUGUCAAUUGUUAAUUUCUGUGGAGUUUGUAUGUUUAUAAUUUAGAUUAUCUGUAUUCAUGGUAUCAAACUUUUAUUUGUGUUUUUCUUUUUACUGUUUUACGAAUUGUCGAUUUGCUCUAACUAUUGACACUGAUGUAUCACCAUUUUUCUUUGAUAAGUUGCCCAUUAUCAAUUUCACUCUAAUACGUGUUAAUCUUGCAUGAGUUUUAGGUAGGGAACUGAAGGCUCUUCCAACCGCUAAUGGCCAAAAAGUGAAAACAAUAUGUAUAGAAAAUAAGGUUUCGUAUACAGAAAUGGGAACCAAAGUAGAAGAGCCAACUCUCAUACCAACCCUUGUGAGUAGCAGAUGCCAGGAAAAGUGAGAGUUAACUGUUAGUCUGACUUGUGCAUAAAUAGGAACCUAUUUAUACGAGAGUCAACACUCAAGUCUGCUUGUGCAAAAAGCAAAAGACAUUAUAUAUGAGUCGACUCACAUGAAAAAUAGAAUGUUUUUUUUUACAGGAAUCGAAUGAAAAAUAAGACUGUUUUUUCAAGUGUAAGCACUCGAGUUGACCUACUUGAAAAAAAAACUAUUUUUCAUCAGAGUCAACCCUUGUGAAAAGUAGAACAUUGUUGACACAAAAGUAGACUUUUAAGUUAACUUAUGUCAAAGACAACAAGCUAUUUUAAAAAAUAUGAACCACAGCUCGACUCAGAACAAAUGAUUCAGAACAUGAUGAAAGAUUGACCCUCACUUAACCACUUAAACUUUAAUUUUUACUCGUGUGAUCAUAUGAAUUUUCCUUUACCCACCCUCUUGUAUUUCAUUUAUCCUUAUUUUUUCAAGCUUACCAUUAGAAGGUUGGAAAAAGGUUUAUUUUGCACUUGGAGAAAGUCAAAUUGGCACUUAUAAGGUUUGAUUGGUACCGUAAGGAAGUCAUUCUAUUUGUGUUGGGAAAACCCAGUCAAGAUAUCUACAGAGAGGGAUAAGGAACAGAGUAGGUCUGAUAUUGAUCAAACCACUAUAAAAUUCAGGUGUCCUCUUUUGUAGUGUGCACUUUUAUAGCUGGCCCAAAAACUGAACCCCUAGAUUUUUAUAACUGGCCCAAAAAAUCUAACAACAAUGUUCUUGAUGCAAAUAAACUUGUGAGAUGCUUUAAUCUCAAUUAAUAGGAAACCCUGUCUGAUAUUGUCCUCGUCUCCUUUUUGCACAGUUGGUCUCAGGCUUAAUUAAGUGAUAGAUGUCCCUAAGAUUGUCUACAUAGGGCUGUUGAUGUUUUCUGUGUGAGUUCCUUUCUAAAUUACAUGAUAAAGCUCAUGAAUUUGGCACGUAGUUUGAGAAGUUGCGGUACAUGAAAAGAUGAGGGCACUAAAGCGAAAUUUUGUUUCCGCAGGUAAUACAGGAUCCAGGUUUGAGAGAGAGGAAUCUGGGUUUUCUUCAGGGAAUGACAUUACGGGAUGCAACAAAAUUAAGACCUGAUGCUUACAAGGCAUUACUGUCUGCAAACCCAGAUAGAAACAUCCCUGUAAGUCUUUAACUGACUAUCAGACUAUAAUAACGCCAUGGUUUCUUAGUCCUGUUGUUUGUGACUUAUCAAUAUCCAUGAUAUUAGACUGGCUGUUUGGUUUAGGUAGCACCUAGGCGAUCAGAAUCUCAACUGGAUCGCAUAAUGGCUAACUUUAGCUCAUAAAUCUGAUCCUCAUUAUCUCAAGUGAAAAUCCUUGCAUUUAUUGACUGCAUCGUAACAACAAUGUCCAUUUCACUUCUGGUUUGAAAGACGUCUAGAACCCGUGGGUUAUAUCUUGAUGAGACAAAUCCAAACUGCAAAUGUACUCUGGCCUUUUUCACUGUUAAUCAGAUGCAAGAUGGUUGGUAAUAGGUUAAUUUAUGACAAUGGCAGUGGCCUAAGAGACUACGGCAUCAAAUGAGUGUUAGACGGUCCGUUCAUGGUGGUCUACGUCUUUUACCCAAGUGAUUAUCCUAUUAUUCUUUUCUGAAGUCGCUGUUUGUCACAUUAUUGUUCAAUAGUAUGCCAAAUUCUGGUCUUAUUCUGCACAGGGCUACAAGUACAAGUACACUCAUCUGGCUUGCACCAUUUAAUUGUUACUUGAUUUUUUAUUUAUUCUUUUAAAAUCUGGUAUCCAUUUUAUGACAUCUAGGGUGGUGGGGAGAGUGUUAAUCAGCUUCAUCAACGGUGCACAUCUGCUGUGGAAAAAAUAGCCAUGAAACAUAUUGGUAUGCUACUCAGCACGAAUUUUUCCUUCUCCAUCUCUCACUUAACCAGUACAAAUUUAGUUUUGCUUGUGAUGAUAGGAACCAGUUUUUAAUGGGAAACAGUACUUUUUAGUGUUAUCAGAAAAAAAAGGUGCUGUUUUGAUGUAACCCUAACAGAUCCAUCUCAAUUUUUUAUGUAGCUGAAAUUGUGUAAACUAUCAUCCUCGAAUUAUGUUCUAAGCUUGGGUUCUGUUGGAAAUAUUUGAGGGAUGAAGAGAAGGCAUCUGGAUAUUUUAUAUAAUUUCUCCAUGGCUGAUAUUAAGAGACUCCACUGUAAAAGCUUCCUGUAGGUCCAUUUUCAUCCAACUUAGAGACAUGAGUUCACUUUAAUUAUUCUCAGUUGGUGCUUCUUGAUGUCAUAAUCUUCUUGAAUUGUCAGAUUUAAAAUGAUGUAUUUCCUUAUCAGUUCUGCUCACUUAUGCAUGAACUUCCAAGGUAUAUGACUUUGCAAGACAAGUCCUCCCCUAGACGAAAUGAAUGCGAGGUAGCUGCAGAGCGAAUACAUAGAAUCUGUAUAUUUCAUCAGAAAAGCAUUAUGUUAUGAUUUCAUCAGAAAAGCAUUAUGUUAUGAUUUCAUCAGAAAAGCAUACACAUUAGAUGCAUACAUCUUAUAUUUCAUUAUGUUAUGAUUAAGACAGGUAUGAUUGUAAAGCACAUACAUGUUAUGACCAUAACUAUUGUGCGAGUCCGAUAAUUUCCCUCACUAGGUGUUACUGGAAUUGAUUGCUCAUCUUUUUAUGAGCUCAUUCCAGACUAAGUUAUAUAAGUGGUUUGAACUUAAGAUUGCGCAUUGUUUCUGCAGGAGAGAGAAUUCUCAUAGUCACCCAUGGCGGUGUUUUGAGGGAGCUCUAUAAGAAAGCCACCCUUGGAGGGUCACCAGGGUCAAAAGUCUUGAAUACUUCAGUGAAUUUGUUCCACAUUCAUGACGAUGGAAGCAAUUGGAUGCUUAAGGUAUGGGGUGACGUGAGUCAUCUCCAGGGGGCUGCAUUUCUCGAGAAUUCAUUUGGUGGUGACAGGACUUCGGGAUGA